Coccomyxa subellipsoidea C-169 is the source of this 7229-nucleotide messenger RNA. RefSeq lists its product as hypothetical. The transcript is spliced from 29 exons. The record is from RefSeq and is a predicted model, not a curated record. Gene Ontology annotation, molecular function: DNA-binding transcription factor activity; DNA binding. Gene Ontology annotation, biological process: regulation of DNA-templated transcription. Lineage: Eukaryota; Viridiplantae; Chlorophyta; Trebouxiophyceae; Coccomyxaceae. The coding region runs from base 1 to 6618 and encodes 2205 amino acids.
AUGCAGGCUUGGGAGGGAGGUGACAGGGAUGCGGCGACCAAGCUGAUCAGCGCCCAAGUACCAACAGAGCAGACAAGAAUCACCCAGAAGCAACAGAAAGGGAGGCAGGCUCGCCCCAUGUCAUCCCCAUUCGCAGCGGCCGCGCAGCAGGAGUACCCCCAGGACGGCUGGGGCGUCAGGUGGAACGAAGAGCUGAAACGAUGGGAGGCCCAAGCAGGGCCGGGGGCUGCGGCCGCGCUCGAUGAGCCGCCGGCAGAGGCCGAAGAAGAGGAGGCUGAUCACUUGGACCGUGUCGGCUCGGGCGACGCGGCCGGCAGCGCCUGCAGCGACCCGGCCAACCCGCGGCCGUCGCGGCGCCGCGCGGUGCCAUCCCGGCGCUACUCGCCAAGCGCAGCGCAGCAGCUGCAGGACGAGACGCGCGGGCGGCCGGGCGGGCCGUCGAAAUACCGCGGCGUGAUCUGGCACAAGUCCAACUCCAAGUGGGAGGCGCGCAUCUACGACAACGGCAAGCAGCGCUUCCUGGGCUACUUCACCUCGGAAGAGGAGGCAGCGCGUGUCUACGACGAGGCAGCCAUGCGCAUUGGCGGCCGCGGCGCGCGCACAAACUUCCCGGCUGGGGAAUGCCUCAGCCGCUCUAGUUCGGCGCCCGCGGAGCUGCUGGACAUGGGGGGCACCUCAGAGGGGCCGACCGCGGCUGCGCCGCCUGCCGCGCUGCCGCCCAAGGGCGGUCGACUGCGCAAGAAGGCGAGCAGCUCCGGCACCGGCGGCCUCAAGGGCUCCUCCAAGUAUCGCGGCGUGUGGAAGGGUAACGACGUGCGCCACCUGGGCUACUUCGAGGAUGAGGUGGCGGCCGCACGCGCGUACGACCGCGCGGUGCUGGAGAUUCGCGGCGCGCACGCGCCGACCAACUUCGGUCCAGAGGAUUACGGCGUGGCCGUCCCCGGCCCCGCCGCGGCCGCCACCGACACCGCCGAGGUCGAUUCACCCUUUCUGGGGGUCAGCUGGGACGCCGCGGCCGGCAGCUGGAAGGCCGAGCUGUGGGACGGCCGCGAGUACGCGCUGCUGGGGCACUUUGACAGCGAGGAGGCCGCUGCGCGCGCGUAUGAUCGCGCAUGCCUGGCGCAGCACCGCGAGGCUGCCAACACAAACUACCCGCCGGGGGACUAUGAGGAGGAGAUGGCGGCUGCCGCACUGAUCUCCGCCGUGCAGCGGAUGUCAGACGAUGAGGAGGAGGCGUCUGACCUGGAGAUGUCCGCCCUGGAAGCGCUGGCGUCCAUCUCCAACGAGGCAGAGGUGGACUGUGAGGGCGACGACGCCGCCUGCACCUCGGGCCGCGGCCAGGGCGGCCUGCAGCGGGGGGACCAGUAUAUGGAGGAGUCCCCUCCCCCGGAGCUGCGGCGGCGCGACAGCGGUCCACCGUUUGAGCGGGAGGCGCCCCCCUCUGCGCGCCUGCGCCGCGCCAUGUCGGACCCUAUCGAGCGCAUCGGCUCCCUUUCCCGGCGCCGCUCCGCCCGUCUGUCCGACGCAGAUGCAGCCACCGCCGCGGCCGCGCUUGCAGGGCUGUUUACCAAGCCGGCAUCCUCAGAGGAGCCGGCACCGGUGGUGUCGGCCGCGGCUACGAACAGCCGGGGGGCGCGCAGCGUGCGCAGCGGGGGCAGCGCGGACGCGCCCAAGUCCUCGGCCUACAAGGGCGUGUCUUGGCACAAGCACAGCCAGAAGUGGUACGCAUAUAUCCAGGCCGCCGGCAAGAUGCGCGGCCUGGGCUACUUUGACCUCCAGGAGGACGCCGCGCGCGCCUACGACGCCGAGGCCCGCAAGGUGCAUGGCAAGAAGGCGGUGGUGAACUUCCGUAUGUACCCAGACGAUGUGGUGCGCGAGCCCAAGAACAGGGGCGUCAGCAGCGGCAGUGCCGACACUAGCGGUCCCUCCCUCGAAGCACUGCCGAGCGCCAGCAUCUCGAUCGGAGAGGACAAGCCGUCGGCCAGGCCGGCGUCGGGGCCGAGGUCGCGCGGCGGCCGCUCCGAGAGGCUUUGCGGCAAAAGGGAUCGUGCGGGCAGCCCCACCUCGGAGGAGGUCUCCAGAGGGACCCCCCGCGUCGGGGGGCCCCGCAGCUCCAAGUUCCGCGGCGUCAGCUGGCACAAGCACCGGCGCAUGUGGCAGGUGUACAUCCAUGUGCAGUCGCAGGCGCGCAACAGCUACCACAUGGGCUACUUCGCAGAAGAGAUUGACGCCGCCAAGGCUUACGACAGGGAAAUCCUGAAGGUUCGUGGCAAGGAUGCAGUGACCAACUUCCCCGACAGCGAGAUGAGCGGAGAUGCGGAGUUGAAGUCUCUGGAGCACGUGGCGGCCGCUGCUGGCGAUGGGCACAUGUUGGGAGAGGAUGACCAGGCUGGCAGCCCCACAUCGGCGCAGCCUCUCACCAUCACCUACAAUCCAGCCUCCGCUGACCAGGGGGCACCAGAGGAUGGAGAGGCGUCUCCAACAUGCUCCGCCUUCUCCCUGGGCAGUCUGCCGCUGCGCAAGCGCAGCCGCAAGCCAAAGCAUGUGCACAGCACCGCUGAAACUCGCUCACCCAGCCCCCCAAGACACCCCAAGCCGCCCAGACAUGAUGCUGCGGAGGCGAAGCGGCGGCAGGGGACGCCGCUGGCCGAGGAGGGCGGCAUGCAGCUGCGCAACGGCGAGGCCGGCCGGGGCCGGCGGGUGGGCAGCCCGCAGAAGGAGCCCUGGGCAGCCCCGAGCACCAGCGGGGGAGUCAACGCCGUCGGAGAGGCCGGGGGCGAUGUGCGUGCGUCGUUCAGGGGCGUCACGCGGCUGGAGCGCGAGCGCAAGUGGGUCGCGCGCGUUUGGAACGGCCAGAAGCAGCUCACUCUCGGCCGCUUCGACACCGACGCAUAUGAUCGAGAGAUGCUGCGCAUGAAGGGCCGCGCUGCCGUCACCAAUUUCCCCGCCGACAUGUACGGCCCACUUGUCCAAGAGGUGAGCCGCUCGGCAGUGCUGGUGGUGGCUUGCAUCCUCAGGGCAACCAGCAACAUCCUGCUGCAGAGUGAUGUGCCGUCUCCGAGGAGGCCUGUGGCCAAGAGUAGCCCUGCUGGAAGCUUCGCCCUCACAACCAUCAGGCCCGCCAGCGCAGCCACCGUGGGCAACGGAGAUGCCGCCCCAGGAGGGUCGCAGAUGGCGCUGCCAGGCAGCAAGUCCACGUCACAGUACAGGGGCGUCACAUGGAACAGCAUCAUCAGCAAAUGGGUGGCGGUCGCAUGGGACCGGGAUGCCAAGAAGGCUCGGGCAAUCGGCUUCUUUGACACAGAAGAGCAGGCAGCGCAUGCCUACGAUGUGGAAAUCCUGGCAUACAAUGGCCCGGCAGCGACGCUGAAUUUCCCCCAGUCCAAGCAGAUCGCUGCAAUGAUGAACAAGGCCCCGGACGCGCGGCCAACGUCGGCCGGGAGCGCUGUCUCCUCCACUGACGUGGUGCUGGACCUGCUCGCAUCGAUGACCCCCCAGUCCACCUCGCAGACCCCUGGGCAGCCGCCUGUGCGCCAGGCGGCGGGCAUGGACCAGCUGGCAUCAUUCCUGCGCUCGGGCGCGCCGGUGCCGCCGGAGUUUGCGCAGGCGUUGCAGAUGAUGUCGCGCGGCCAGCAGCCGGCCUCGCAGCCGUCACGAUCCCCCCUGCAGGCCCCUUCCCCCACCUCUUCCCCCAGUCACGCCACCGCCGGCGCCCCCCGCACAGCUGACAGCACCAGGGCGGAGAGUGUGCCUCCCGGGAACGGGGCACUGCCCGCGAACGCAGACGCAGAGGAGACACCUUCGCCAGUGCCCAGCCCGCUGCAGAGGCAUGUGGCAGCAAACCUGGCUGCGUCAGUGGCCGCCAGCCCCCGCAGCGGCAGUGCAGGCGAUGGCGCUCCCUCCAUGGAGAGAGGCCAGCGAGUGGCCGCAAGGGGGGCGAACACGAGCCGCUUCCGCGGGGUGUCGCUGAACAAGGCGAGCGGCAAGUUUGAGGCGCGCAUCCGCGAGGCCGGCAAGAACCACUACCUGGGCUCCUUCAGCGACGAGGAGGAGGCAGCGCGUGCAUUCGACGCCGCCGCACUCGCAAUGCGCGGCCGCAACGCCGUCUGCAACUUCCUGCUCGACGACGGGCCCGGCGCUGCGGCGCAGGGUGCUUCACCGAGGCACACGCGGCAGGUGACGGUGAGGACUUCGCCGACGGCUGCGCCGGCUGCGGCGGCGUUCCCGGGCCCGCCGAGGUCGGACGGCCCCGCGCCAAACCAGGCGCCACAGAUGCGCGCUGCGCCUCAGGGCCAGGGAGUGCGGGAGGCAGAGCUCAGCAGAGAUGACAUCGUCGCAGGGGCCCGCGAAUCUGCCAGACUUCAUGCGCCCCAUGGCGAGGAGGCCAUCAAGAGCGAUCAGCUUGGCAGCCUUGCUGAGGCAGCGGUGGCGCAGGAGAGGGCUGCGGGCGCCUCUCCCUGUGCGGCCGCCGCUGGCGACACCUGGCCCGGACUCGCACCUCCGGCAGGCGGCAGGGUGGUGGGGUCGACGGUGGCGGCUUUGCGGGGCCGAGUGCAGCAGAUGGGCGGCGCGGAUGCGCGCGCGCACUGGCCGGGCCCGGGACGUCGCAGCAGCCAGUACAAGGGCGUGUCCUGGUCCGAGGCCUCCGCUAAAUGGCGCGCCCAGUGCUGGGACGGCAGCAAGGUGAAGUACAUCGGCUACUUUGACGGCGAAGAGGAGGCGGCCAGGGCGUACGACACUGCCAUGCUGGCCCUGCGGGGCAACUCCGCGCAGACCAACUUCGCGGCUGCCGAGUACACCGGCGAAGCCAUUGCCAAGGCCGAGGAUGCUGUGUGGGGCCAGCGCCAGCACCGAGCGAAGAGCGAGGAGCCGACAGGUGUGGAGGGCAUCAAGGUGGAGCUGGCUGCGCGCGUGCGCGUUCCCUCCCGCCGGGUGACCAGCCCCACCAACGCGGCUGCGCACAGCGGCCGCGCUGCGCCCCCCAGCUUUGCAUACCACCAGGGGACCUCCCAGUACAAGGGCGUCUCCUGGUCCGAGCGCUCCAAGAAGUGGCGCGCGCAGCUCUGGCACGAAAACAAGGUGAACCACCUGGGCUUCUGGGAGCUGGAGGAGGAUGCGGCGCGCGCGUACGACGCGGCUGUGUCCCAGCUGCGCGGCGCGGGGGCGGCCGUCAAUUUCCCGGCGCCCGGGACGGUGCGGCCGCUGGUCAGCAGCCGCACAAUUACCACCUGCCCGGCGGGGGGACCCUCCACCACCGUCGUCGUUGAAGCCAUCCCCCGCAUCAACGUCAACGCCAAGGGGUCGUCCAAGUACAGGGGCGUGCGCUGGCACGAGCGCAACGGCAGAUGGGAGGCGCGCAUCUUCGACAACAGCACAGGGAAGCAGAUCAGCCUGGGCUACUACGAGGCCGAGGAGGAGGCCGCACGCGCGUACGAUGCCGAGUCCAUCCGCAUCCGCGGCAUCCACGCCCACGUCAACCUGCGGGCGCCCUCUGCCGCCCGGCCACGCCGCACGCGCCGCCGCGCUGCCUCCAAAGCCGUGUCAUCUGAGGAGGACGACGAGGCAUCGUGGCCGGUCAAGCGGCCGCGCGGAUUCAACCCGGCCAUCGCACGGCGUGACCUGCAGUCCAUGGCGGCCGCAGCAGCCGCCAUCGCAAGCGCGCGGCCACCCGAACCCGGCGCCUCCAAAGCACCCCGCACCUCCUGCUACAGGGGCGUUGUCUGGGACCCAGACACACAGUACUGGGCGGUGCGUCUGGCCACGAGGGGCGGCGAGCGGCGGCAGUUUGGCAUGUUUGACACUGAGAUCGAGGCCGCAAUUGCGUACGACGCGGCAGUCCUGGAGCUCUUUGGUUCGCGCACGCCCACCAACUUCGACUCCGAAUACGGUCCGGCGGGCUCACCGUUGGUGCCGGUGCCCAAGCGGCCGCGAACGGAGUCGUCGGCGGUGGCGCGCGCGAACGCAGCCCUCUUCCUACUCGACACAGCCGUCAUGUCGCCCUCCCUCAUGGGGCCCCUGGCCGGCAACCUGCAGCACCAGGCGCAGUCAGCUGCCAAUCUUGGCGCGGAGAUCCGGCGCGCCGUGCAGGCGCGGCUCGGCUUGCCGGAGCCGGCCGCUGACUCAGCACUUACAAGGCAGCUGCCCGGCGGAUUCGCCCCGCACCCCCAGGGAUCCAGCCCCGACAAACAGAGCUUCCUCAGGGGUGCAGGAGCAGCGGCAGGGUCACAGAGGCAGGAUGAGAACAGCGGUGUGGAUGUCCCCGUGCGCUAUGGUGUCUUGGCGGAUGCUGCGCAGCAGCGCAUUGCAGUGGGAACGCCGCCAAAGACAGGCUGGCAGCCGCCCGCCGGAUCCACCCAGCUGGGCUGGCCGCAGGGUGGGUCAGAUCCGCUGCAGCAGCCCCCGGCACUGUUUGCGGGCGCGGGACCUACUCACAGGUAUAUCGCAGGAAAGGGGCAAGACAUUGCAAGGGAGCUGCAGCUUCAGAGCGGGGCAAAGGGGCCGAAUGCAGGAGGCGGCGCGGCCGAUCUGCAUCUGCCGACCCCGCUGAAGCUGCCGUUGCUGCCUGCGGCGGCUGCGAGGGACCGACCAGACUCUGCCGGUAUCGCCACAAAUCACUGAGCCUCCAGGUGCUAAUUUCAAUGAACAUUUAGGCUGUGCUGUCAAGAAGGAGGCUCCCAAUGGGAAAUGGCAUGGCGUAGCUGUGUGGAAGGGGUGUAUGAGAUCAGCCUAUUAUUGAGGCUGGAGAGAGCACAAGGAGAUGCAGAAGUGUCAGUUGUGGGAACCGAUGAACGGACGAACAAGAUUCGAAGGAACUCAAGAGAGAAGUCCCUCUAUGAAACAAAUGCCAGGAAGCGUACAGGGGCUCAAUGAAGUCAAUUGCAAUGGCAUCUUAAUCAUAGUAAACCAUAGUAAUUAAGGAAUCGCACAAUGUGUCGCAGUGAGCGCCUCAGGCUCAGGAUGUUGUAUGCUUGCAGCUCCAUGAAUCCCUCUCUGCAGGGUAGACUAUUUCAUUUAAGGGAUACCAAGCACCAGCUUUGCUUCUGUGCAGCACUGCGAGUGGCAAAAGGAUUGCUGGCUUUUUGCUGAGCGCAGUAAUGUUUAGGCGCGUAAAUGUGCAAGAGAGAAAGUCUUACGUGUAGAUAUACCUGCUGGGAAUUUUGAUGAGGCCCAGGAGAAGCUUAAAAUUGUGCUAAAACAGAUGUGCAUCGUCUCAAGUAAGAAUGGGGAUG